Molecule: messenger RNA, 1123 nt
Organism: Nothobranchius furzeri (turquoise killifish)
Lineage: Eukaryota; Metazoa; Chordata; Actinopteri; Cyprinodontiformes; Nothobranchiidae
Source: RefSeq, a predicted model, not a curated record
CAGUCAUUCGUCGAGCAAAAAGAACCUGGACCCAGACUCGUGCCGCUUUGCACCGCACAGCCGAACGGAAUCGGCGACUGGCCGACCGCCAUCGUCGUCCGGCUCCUACUUAUGCUUGUGGACAACAAGUGUGGCUUUCGACCAAGGACAUCAAGCUCAAAGACACCAGCAAGAAACUCUCCCCCCGGUUCAUAGGUCCUUAUACCAUAUGUGAGGUCAUCAGUCCCUGGUCUGUUCGUCUCUCUUUGCCUCCCUCGCUCAAGAUCCAUCCAGUCUUCCAUGUCUCUCUCAUCAAGCCUGUGUCAUCCAGUUCCCUGUGUCCCGCUUCUGCCUCUGAUCCUCCGCCGCCUGUCCGUCUUGCUGAUGGUAGUAUGGGUUACCGGGUUCGUCGCCUGUUGGAUGCCAGACCCCGUGGCCGAGGUCGCCAGUUCUUGGUUGAUUGGGUGGGUUAUGGCCCGGAGCACCGUCAAUGGAUCCCCGGUUCUUGGAUUGACGACCCAUCCCUCAUCCGGGAGUUUGACGCUUCUCGUGCCGCCUCCGCCUCCGCCUCCUCCUCCUCCUCCUCUUCGCCGCCGGGUGGCGGCCCUUGAGGGGGGGGGGUACUGUCAUGGUUUUUGCUGAGUCUAACUGUGUUGUGCUGAGUCUUCUGUGUGCAGGUGGGUGUGUCUGGAGAGCAGCUGGAGAGCAGCUGCUACCUAUCUGUUCAUCAGUGGUCAGGGGAUUUAAGGAGCGUUGGGACAACUCAUCAGUACCGGAUGAUACUCAGCAUUGGGAAACUUCUCCUCCACCAACCAAGCCUCCAUCAGCUGCAAGAAAACUCACCGGAUUCCAACCCUGUCUGCCAGUCCCGUCGCUCACCCCUGACCGCCUGCUCUCCAAUCCCCACCUGCCAACUCGGACACCUCCAACUCUGGUACUCAGCUCCCAGCCUCACCUGACUCUCGCUCUACCAGCUCAGCCAGCCGUGACUUGCCCACCCCUCUCAGCCUUACCAACAACCAGGAAACUAACCCCACCGGAACCAUCGGAUCUCAGACCAUCAUCUCCUUCGUACAUUAUAAUAAAACUUUUUACUUACCUUUGUCUCCGUGCAUGAUUCUGCAUGUCGUGGGUCAAAAAGCUG